CCCAUCACACAUCCUCGCCCAGCAUGCCCACUCUCCGACUAGGCUCCGUCGCACCCAACUUCCAGGCCGAGACAACCCACGGCACCAUUGACUUUCACCAGUGGCUGGGUGGUCAAUGGGCUAUCCUCUUCUCGCACCCGGAUGACUUUACUCCUGUCUGCACCACUGAGCUCGGAGAGGUGGCUAGGCUGAAGCCCGAGUUCGACAAGCGAGGUGUCAAGGUCAUCGGUCUCUCCGCCAACGACAUUGCCUCUCACGACCGUUGGAUCAAGGACAUCAACGAGCUUUCUGGCUCUCAAGUCCAGUUCCCCAUCAUCGGUGACAAGGACCGCAAGGUGGCAACCGAGUACGACAUGCUUGACGCUCUGGACGCAACGAACGUCGAUGCCAAGGGCAUGCCCUUCACCGUGCGAACCGUCUUCGUCAUUGACCCCAAGGGUAUCAUCCGCCUGAUGCUGUCGUACCCCGCCUCGACUGGUCGUCACUUCCAGGAGAUCCUGAGGGUGAUUGACUCGCUGCAGAUGGGUGACAAGCACCGCAUUACCACUCCUGUCAACUGGCAAAAGGGAGACAAGGUCAUCAUUCACCCCUCUGUGCAGGGAGAUGAUGUCAAACGUCUCUUCCCCGAUGCCGAGAUUGUCAAGCCUUACCUCCGCUUCACGAAGGCUCCUGCUGAGGCCUAGAGUGGUUCGCCCUAGGAAAUAGAGGCAUGAAAGAUGCAUCCUGCUGUACAUUGGACGUGUCUAGCUCACGUCGAGUCGUGUUAAUACAAUUGAUACACAUAAGCUGCUGG
Molecule: messenger RNA, 793 nt
Organism: Microstroma glucosiphilum
Lineage: Eukaryota; Fungi; Basidiomycota; Exobasidiomycetes; Microstromatales; Microstromataceae
Product: thioredoxin-like protein
Exons: 2
Coding region: 24-683 (219 amino acids)
Biological process (GO): cellular oxidant detoxification; cell redox homeostasis
Cellular component (GO): cytosol; mitochondrion
Molecular function (GO): peroxiredoxin activity
Source: RefSeq, a predicted model, not a curated record